CUUCUCUGAAAUUUCUCUCUCUCCUCUCUCUCUCUCUCUCUCUCUUCCCACAAUCUUCGCCAACAUGUUAGGACUCCAAAACAAGCUCUUCCUUAUAGUUUUUUCGCCUUAAAUUUCGCUUGUCUAGUAGUGGGUCGUCCACUUUCCCUCUGAAAUUUCUCAGUCGGUAUAGGAGCUGUUGUGCCUAACUUGGCACUCUUCCUCUACCUUUGGCUCUUUGCUUAGAAAUGAUAAAAGCAUACAUUGGUUGAGGGGAUUCAUGGAUACCCAGAAAUUUUUUAUGCUCAAAAGCUACUUUAAUUUCAUGGAUAUCAGCUUUUUAAGGGAGUUUGCUGAUACAAAAAUGUUUAGGUUCUGUAAUUCUGUCUGGGAUAUGUUCUGCACCUUCAUGCUUAAUCUUUUUGGACUCAUAGUCAAGUACAUAUCCAGAUUUCAAGCAAAUGGUGAAGCUCAGAAGAAUGAUUCAAGUUUCAGUUUUAUUCCUUCUGAUGAGGAUGAUCAAGUUGUUUCCAAAAAAGCUGAGGAAUCCGAGACUGUUGCGUUUGGAGGAAAAGAAAAUUUCAAGUUUUCUUUUGGGUUUCCAUUAGAGAAAAUCAAAGAUUCCAAUAAAAGUAGUGGACAAACAGAGAGCUCUGGCUUUAUAGAAAGUAAGUAUCAAUCUAUAUCUAACAAAAAUGUGACUGGAUUUAUGGAAGAGCCAGAAACACACAGAUUUACAGUUCAAGAAUUUUUCUUGGGUUCAAAUGAAAGUCUCAGUAGUAUAGUCUCACCUGACAAAGAUACACAGGAGCUUAACUUAGGAAAAAAGACCCAAAAUUUCCAUGAUUGGUCAAUUGAUUCUUCCUCUUGUAAUGAACAAUUUGAUGAUACCAAGGUCUCUAUUUCGGAAAUAGAGGUUGUUGAUCAUGGAAAAGCAGAGGACUUUGCUCAAAGUUUAUGCAGUGAAGAGGUUUUAGAGGAGCUAGGAGAAGUAACUAUGGCAGAGCAUGGACUUGCCAAGGCCAAAGAGAGAGAAGGCUCUGAAGAUAAUUUCUCAGAUGAGCAAGACUUCUCUUAUGAAGUCGAAUUGCGGCCGGAGAUUAAAUUGUUGCCUUCUGAUUCAAACACAGUGGCAGAUGUUUUGAGUGAUUGGUUUGUAAUUAACACUCACAAAGUUGAUCUGGUAAAUAAUAAUGGACUUGUUUGUGGUAGUGAAACUGAUACUCCUAUGCCCAUUGAUAGGAGGGAGGGAAUGUUUACUGAAAAAAUUGCAGGGUUGGAAGAGAUUGGUGAGGAGGAAAAUAGCUUUUCCCAUGAUGAAACAGCAUUUAGGAGAGAGAAACAUGAUGUUUAUGUUGAUGACUACAUAGAAUUGGAGCCACAUUUCAAUUCAACCAAGUUAGGUGAAGCAAGUUUGUCCUUGAAACAUUUAGGCAAAGUUGAAAAAGGACAUGAAUUAUUGGAAUGUAUGGACAUGAAGGGGAGAGAACAGAUGGAUAGUUUACAAAAAUCCGAAGAACACGCCUUGCUGAAGAAAUCAUGGGACUGGGAUUCUGACGAUGAAGAUGAACCAGAUAUUCUGUUGGAACACAGAGAAUUGGUAGAACAGAUGAAAAUGGAAAUGAAAAAUUCUAGAGCAAAAGGACUUCCUACUAUCUUAGAAGAAUCGGAGACUGCGAAAAUGGUGGAAGAUUUGAAACCACUUAAGAUUGAUGAUAAGUUUGAGUAUAAAGAUCGAAUGGAAGAGAUUCAGAAGUUCUACAAAAGCUAUGCUGAGAAAAUGAGAAAACUGGAUAUCUUGAAUUACCAAACCAUGCAUGCUAUCAGUUUUCUCCACCUGAAGGAUCCAAUUAAAUUGACUUUAGUCCAACAAUCUCCAGUUUUGGCAAUCAAAUCCCUCCAUUGGCCAAAUGUUUGGCCAUGUAAACCCCAAAGGAUUUAUGCUGAUCCCACUCUUAAAUCCAUUAAUGAGCUGCACAGAGAUUUGGAGAUGGUGUAUGUUGGACAGGCUUGCCUUUCAUGGGAAAUCCUCCAUUGGCAAUAUGGGAAAGCAAAAAAUUUGCUGAAUUAUGAUUCUGAAGGGCACCACUCGUAUAACCAAGUUGCCGAUGAAUUUCAACAGUUUCAAGUACUUGUACAGCGAUUUAUGGAGGAUGAGUCGUUUCAAGGACCAAGAGUUCAGAUUUAUGUCAAGAACAGAAGCAUCCUUCGUAGUUUCCUUCAAGUUCCAAUCAUUAAAGACGAUUGUUCGAAGGAGAAGAAGGGGAAACGAGACGAGGAAGAAAACGCAAUUUCAAUUGCAAUGCUAGUGAAUAUCAUUGAGGAAACAAUGCGCAUAUUCUGGGAUUUUUUUCAUGCUGAUAAAGACGAACCAAAUGUGAUCUUGAAGGGUCCUCAGGGAACGCUGGUUGAUCUUCAAGACCCUACAGAUGCAGAGCUUUUGAUGGAUGCUAGAACAAUCCUUCAUGAGAAGGAGAAAAGGCUGAAAGAGAUUUUGAGAAGUGGAAAUUGCAUAGUAAAGAAGUUCCAAAAACAUCAAGGAGGUCGAUUGGGCGAUGCACGGUUCAUUUCUCAGGUGGAAUUGAGAUUGAUUUCAAGAGUUCUAAGCUUGUCAAGGUUAACAAGAGAUCAACUAGUUUGGUGUCAGAAGAAACUAGACAACAUUAACUUUGUUAACAGAAAGAUUCAUGUAGAACCCUUAUUUUUGCUCUUUCCAUGUUGAAAAUCUUGAAUUCUGCCACCAUGCCACUAGUUUUCUUUUGCAGUCUUGUAGAUGCUUGUUACAGUAAAAAAAAAAAAGGGAGUAGCACAGAAAAAUGUCAGUAUACAAGUUGCUGUUAAAUUUUCUGCACCUAAUGUAUAUUUUGCAGCACUUAUGUAAAUACUAACAGGCAGGGCACUUCAUGCUUU
This is a messenger RNA of Ilex paraguariensis (yerba mate), 2889 nucleotides long. Lineage: Eukaryota; Viridiplantae; Streptophyta; Magnoliopsida; Aquifoliales; Aquifoliaceae. The record is from the annotation of a GenBank genome assembly.